Helicoverpa zea (corn earworm) is the source of this 5297-nucleotide messenger RNA. RefSeq names its product protein tiptop-like. NCBI's taxonomy places the organism in Eukaryota, Metazoa, Arthropoda, Insecta, Lepidoptera, Noctuidae. The record is from RefSeq and is a predicted model, not a curated record. The coding region runs from base 528 to 3788 and encodes 1086 amino acids. Gene Ontology annotation, cellular component: nucleus. Gene Ontology annotation, molecular function: DNA binding; DNA-binding transcription factor activity, RNA polymerase II-specific. The transcript is spliced from 5 exons. Gene Ontology annotation, biological process: regulation of transcription by RNA polymerase II.
CCGCGGCGCGCGACGCCACCGCAUCGCACCCGCGCUCGCUGUCGCCCGCGUAAACACGCCACGAUACGCGCUCACACAAUCACAUGUUCACGUGCUGUGCCAAAUAUUGUGACCAGUUAACUUAGUGAAGUGAAGUGACCCACGCUGUGCCAUCCCAGUAAGCUCCACCGGUAUUUGCUCCGUCGCAGCCCAUCUGUUCAAAUACGGCUGAUUUGUUUAAGUUUACUAUUGAUGGAUUGGAAAGAGGUUCAACGACAUCGUACUUAGUGUUUGAUGUGCUGAGGAAUUCGUUUCACGUAUUUCGAAAACAAAUAGAAGUUUAGAAAACAAUGGUUAUAUGAGAGGGCCUCGAGUGGCAUUGCUUGCUUAGGUGCUCGUUGUGACAGGUGGAGCGGAGUUCUUAUUGUCUGUCAAAUAAGAAUAUUUAUUGGAAAACGAAGAUUUAUAAGCUGUGAUAGUUAUGGCGUAGUACGGUGGAACAACAUGUCAGGGAGUGACCAGGAGGGAAAGUGGAGCGACCAGUAGAGAUGCGCUCCAAGCAGCAACCGCGCCCGUCCUACCGUUGGCUCAACACGAACGAAAACGAGGAAGCCAACAGUCCAGAAAGCGGAGUGAAGGAGCGUGGUGACCGGGGGGAGAGGCAGGAGGGCGGGGAGGGCGAAGCUUCAGGCUCCGCGUCCCCUGCAUCCCGCACCUCCCCCGCGCCCGACGAACGAGACGACAUUGAGCAUAGCAUACCAGCUACCUUGAUACAGGAUCCUAAUGCUGAAAGGGAGAGCCCGAGGUGUCUGUCGCGAGAGUCGUCGGGCGCGCCGCGCUGUCCCUCCAAUGACUCGGUGUACUCGAGCCGCAGCGGCGCGGGGCUGCCCCUGCCGGCCGCGCUCACCGCCGCCCUGCCCGCCGCGCUCCUGCCCCCGCACUCCGCCGCAGUCGCCGCCUACCUCGGCGCCGCAGCAGCCGCAGCCGCCCAGCAGCGCCUCCUCAUGUCCUGCCAGGAGGACAUGACUGACUCCGAAAGAGGUGACGCCGUACUCGACUUCAGCACGAAACGCAGCGAAUCGCCGCACGAUGACGAAGAAAACGACGACGCCGUCAAUCUCAGUAAGAAUGAGAAUGGUCCACUAGACCUGUCUGUAGGGACAAGAAAACGUGGCCCUGAGGACUCGCCAUCGCCUGUCCCAUCUAGAAAAAGUUCUAGGCCUUCUGAGUUUAAACACUCUCCUUCCCCUUGGUCCACGCCCGUAGCGCCGCACCUGCCAUAUUUCGCGGCUGCGGUCGCUGCAGCUAGUCUGUCACCUAAGGGAGGCGUUCCAUCUGAUUGGAACGGCAAGCUAAAACAUGGAGGUCCGACACCCAGCGACGCCACAAAAGCUUUGGAAAAGAUGAGCGAGUUGAGUAGGUUAGGCGGUGAGGAAUUAUUCCGAUCAGUACAAAGUGCUGCGUUAGGUGCUGGUCUAGCUCCUAACGCGGCCGCGCGUCACUCAGCCUGGCAAUCCCACUGGUUGAAUAAAGGCGCCGACCAAACUAAAGAUGUCCUUAAAUGCGUGUGGUGUAAGAAGAGUUUUAACUCACUCGCUGACUUGACAGUGCACAUGAAAGAAGCUAAGCACUGUGGGGUCAAUGUGCCCGUGCCACCGUCUUCAGGGGCUCCUAUUCCGCCCUCUCUUCAGCCACCGUCUAGUUCACCAUCCACACCGUCUCACAACUCCUGCUCUUCGAGCGGUUCUUCUAAACCGAGCCAGAAUGACUUAAACAUGCUCAUCAAAGAGAACAUGCCAAUUCCUAGAAAACUAGUUCGCGGCCAAGAUGUGUGGUUAGGCAAAGGCGCAGAGCAAACUAGACAAAUAUUGAAAUGUAUGUGGUGUGCAGAAAGCUUCCGCUCACUCGCUGAAAUGACAAGCCAUAUGCAGCGAACUCAGCACUAUACCAACAUCAUAUCCCAGGAACAGAUCAUUUCCUGGAAAUCUUCCGAUGACGCCAAUAAGGGAGGGUCCAACUCCAGUGGUGGGCCGGGUGCUAACAACGCGGCACCGCCCACCACUGGUACCAGUAGUCAUGUUAGUGCUGUAUUAACUUGUAAAGUUUGCGACCAAGCAUUUAGUUCCUUGAAAGAGUUGAGUAAUCAUAUGGUUAAAAAUUCUCACUAUAAAGAACAUAUUAUGCGAUCUAUAACUGAAAGUGGAGGCAGGAGACGUCAGACGCGUGAAAAGCGAAAGAAGUCGCUGCCUGUUAGAAAACUACUUGAAUUAGAGAGAGCACAGCACGAAUUCAAAAACGGUGAAGGAAAUGGUGUACCCAUGGGUAAACCAAUCAGAGAUUUUGGUGCUGGAAGCCGAAUCACCUGCGAAAAAUGUGGUGACAAAAUCGAGACUGCAGUAUUCGUCGAGCACAUACGACAAUGUAUUGGCGCGCCGAUGUCAAAUAGCCAAAGGAACUUUUUGAAGAGCGCGCUGUUAUCUAACAACAUCAUCCCACCUGAUGUCCCUGGCCACAUCACACCCACCGGCCGGGACGGGCGUAAGAGCAUCAAUGAGGAGCUGCCGUCUCCCGGCUCUGCUCACCAUCGCUCCCCAUCCUCCGUGAACGAUUCCUCCCCGAGUUCCAAAGACCCAAACGCGAGUAAUGAAAAAAGCUCGUCGCCUUCGGUUCUCAAUGCCAUAGAACAAUUGAUAGAAAAGAGUUUCGAUACCCGAUCGCGGCACACCGUGCCUGGCAUGCCUGGCGGCGCCUCACAUGCACCUAUCGGGUCUAGCAUCCUAAAGAGAUUAGGCAUAGAUGAGAGCGUAGACUAUACCAAACCACUGGUAGAUCCACAAACUAUGAAUAUGUUGAGGAAUUACCAUCACCAGCAAGGAUACGGGCGGCGCGAGCGCAGCGGGAGCGAGUCCAGCUCCAUGUCCGAGCGAGGCGGCAGUAGAGUAGAAUCCUUGACUCCCGAUAGGAAACUAGACACGUAUCACAUGACUCCUCGCACUACGCCUGAUACGCGCGGUUCUCAAACUCCAGCUUCCGAGGAUCGUCCGACUGAAGUGCGAAUAAAGAGAGAGGUCGAGGAAGAGGAACGCGAAAACGGGGUCGAUUUGAGCAGCCAGCCAGUGCGAGUGAAGACUGAAGUAGAUGAAGAUGAAGAACCACCGCGGCCGAGCAGCACUGCUGAGGAGGACGUGAAGCCUGUUGUGGCCAAGCGCGAGAGCGAGGGACCCAGUCCCGCUGCUAGCCCACGCAGCCCAGCCAGCGACCGCUCUGGUAACACUCCUGGCGCUGAACGAAAGCCAGCAUCCAGCCUGGGUGCUCUGUCCUCUAUGUUCGAUAACCUAGCUGGGGGUGGAUCUUCUGGCGAACCGAGCUCGUCGCGUCGCGGCGGUAGUCACCCUUUAGCGGCGCUGCAGAAGCUCUGCGACAAGACAGAAUCUAAUCCCUCCCGAGCGCCGGCCCCCGCGCCCUCGCCCGCCGGCCCGCCAAGCAUCCUCACCUUCAGCUGGGCGUGCAACGACGCUGUCGUCACCGACUCCAUCAUGAAGUGCGCUCUGUGCGACACGCCUUUCAUAUCCAAGGGCGCGUAUCGGCACCACCUGUCGAAAAUGCACUUCGUGAAGGACGGCGCGCUGCCGGAGCCGGUGCCUCUGAAAGCGCCAGCCGGGGCGGCCUCCCCGGGGCACAAGGCGGGCUCCACGGCCGCGUCGCCGCAGGACCCGCGCAGCCCCUCGCAGUCGUUCGACGAGAGCCCGCACUCCAAGUUCCUCAAGUACACGGAACUGGCCAAGCAGCUCUCCAGUAAGUACGUGUAGGCUGCACUCAGCCGGCAGUUGUGAUCAUACCAUAUCUUGCUACGUUAAACCUUGCUAGAGUUAGGUCGCAGCCGCGACGCUAAGUAUUUCGAAACUCUUUGCCAAUUUAAUUAUUUAGGUAAUUAUUGUUAGAUUUCACCGCAUAGAUCGGUUAGUGUAAUAAAUUAAUAGCGACUUAAGUAUACGCCAAACGUCUUACGUUCGUUUUAGGUAUUAAGAGAAUAUUUUCAAAAUAUUGCCUUUAGGUGAUCGGUUGUUGUAAGGGCGCCAGAGCCCGUGGCUUAUCUUCCACACUACGUUAUAAUUCCAUUUCGAUAAAUGUAAAUAUAAGUCACAUUAAGUCAUAAAAAAUACGAUUCGAUCUCUUUUGUAAAUGUAUAUUUUUUGCUAAUUAAUUCUUUGAAAAAGGUAAAUCGUGGAAAUUAAUUUUCGUUGAUUGCAAUUCGCCUUCGCAUGUGAUUCGUCUAUCGUAUUAGUCGCGUAGUGGCGUUGACUUUCAGUAUUUUAACAGAAAAUUCGUUGCAAUAUCAUUUUUUGUGUUACUUAAUUUUUUUUGUAAAUCAGAGUUAGGGUUAACGUGUUUAGUUUAUGUAUAUUUUGAUGAUUUUCUUGUUUUUGGUGAAUUUAAGAGAUCCGUCGAUGCGUAUAAUCUCGGAGAUUCAAUCUCAUUCGUUUCUGUUCGUAUUGUACAUACAAUUCGACAUAGAAUGCAAUAUAACAAUCUCCUUAGUGUAAAUUUUGCUAUAGGUAUGGUCUCCACGCGAGGAUGCUAUUUAUUAUUUAGUGAUAAGUACAUAGUAUUAGGUAAACUACAUCUGUGAACAAUUGUAUACCAAUAUACCAGCGCAUUAAUCGGUUGAACAAUCAACCUAUAUUUAAAAGUGAUACAUAUACAUUUUUUUUCGUUGAAAGGAAUGAUAACAUUCGUAUACGUUUAGAACAUAAAGGUAUACCAGAUAUAUCUUCCAAUUUGUAACUACAGAUAUACGACGAUGUAUAUACGGCACUUGAGAGUCAAGAACCUCUUUUAUAUUUAAUAAAAAUAUUGUAAACUGUCUAAUGUAAGUUUCAGACGAUAUCAACUAAAAUCUUUGAUUGUGAACUGAAUAUUCGUGACGUGAAUUCCAUUUACCCCCUGAUGUAUACGACAUUUCUAAUGGAAUAUACAAUUUUAAAAUUAUUAUUUCGAAUUUUAUUUUUUGAUGUUUUAAUAAAUUAUACAUUAUAUUUUUCAAAGUUACGAAUAUUCAGCUAAUGAUGAUUAAAAUCGAUUAAAAUUUGAAAUCGUAAAAAUCUAUCAUUUUAACGAUAAUAAUGAAACAUACGACAAAUAUUAUGUAUACGCUAGCUCUGAUGAGAGAUUUUUGCUCAUUCUUAAGAAAAAAAAGUAAAAAAACGUGGUGUUGAAAUAUUGAUUUUACCAAAUUUAAUAAUCUUAUUUAAUAUUUUAUGUUGUAUUUCAAAAUGCAAUUAAAAGCUCAAAGAAAUAUAUAUGUUACAUACUUUAAA